This is a messenger RNA of Neltuma alba, 511 nucleotides long. RefSeq names its product glutaredoxin-C6-like. The transcript has 2 exons. Gene Ontology annotation, cellular component: cytoplasm. Gene Ontology annotation, molecular function: glutathione disulfide oxidoreductase activity. NCBI's taxonomy places the organism in Eukaryota, Viridiplantae, Streptophyta, Magnoliopsida, Fabales, Fabaceae. Gene Ontology annotation, biological process: cellular response to oxidative stress. The record is from RefSeq and is a predicted model, not a curated record. Bases 16 to 216 code for a protein of 66 amino acids.
AAUCGGCUCAUAAGAAUGGUUGGCCGUGGUGCAGGUGAUGGAAGUGAGAUUCAAUCUGCAUUAGCUGAGUGGACAGGUCAACGAACAGUGCCAAAUGUGUUUAUUGGAGGAAACCACAUCGGUGGCUGUGAUUCCACAACUGCAUUGCACAAUCAAGGGAAGUUGGUAUCGUUGCUAACUUCGGCUGGGGCUCUUGCUGCUGCUUCUUCUACUUGAAAGGAGCAACAUAGCUAUUAUGUAGCUGAUCAGUUAACUUGUAUAAUAAAGAACAGGCUCCACUGUCUGGUGCUUUGGGUUACAUAUAACAGCUGUGUGGUACUUUGGGUUUUAUAUAACUCUUGAAACUCUGGUACUUUGGGUUUCAUAUAACUCUUGAAACUCUAGACUUUACUUUAUUAUUGUAGUCGCUGCAAUAUCGUAUUUAUAUUUAAAUUCUGAUGAGUGUCAGUGAGACGAUUGCUGAAAGAAGUAAAAACCAAAGGAUAUCAAGUCCCCGAGUCAUCCUUGGCAA